GGCAGACCUGUCCACUGUUGGCCACAGUGGGCACAUCCUGGGCUCGGAGCGGGGCCCUGGGGGCUCUGACCAGACACCCCUCACCAUCACCACAUCUUUGGAUGUUCUCCUGGCCAGCCAUGCUGUUGGGUGGCCUCCUCCUCACUGUGGCCACCAUGACUGCGGCCUAUCGGAGGGGGCAGGAGAUGGGAGGCCGCCGCCUGACACACCGAGUCCAGAAUGGCCAGUGCAGCUACACCUUCAUUCUGCCUGAGCCUGAGUCCUGCCCUCGAGGGCCUGAGGCCUUCAGGGGCUCCAACAGCCUCCAGAGGGACUCGUCAGCCACCGUACUGAACCUAGGCGCCUGGCCUGCCCAGCAGAUGAGACACCUGGAGAAGGUGCUGGAGAACAACACGCAGCGGCUGCAGAAGCUAGAAAGGUACAUCCAGAUGAACUUGAGGUCGGAGCUGGCGCAGGCGCGGCAGCACGUGGUCCAGAACCAGAUGGCCACCAUGCUGGAGCUGGGCACCAGCCUCUUGAACCAGACCACCGCCCACACCCGCAAGCUGACUGACGUGGAGGCUCAGGUACUGAACCAGACAUCAAGAAUGGAGAUCCAGAUGCAGGAGACCUCACUGUCCACCAACAAGCUGGAGAAGCAGCUGCUGCUACAGCGCCAUGAGCUCCACCGGCUGCAGGGCUACAACAGCGCACUGGAGACCCGGGUGCAAGCCCUGGAGACACAGCAGCAGGAGGAGCUGGCCAGCCUCCGCCAGGAGAAGGAGCAGCUGCAGAGCCUGCUGAGCGGCCAGUACAGCGCCCUCGCCAACCUCGAGCGCAGCCUGCGGGUGGCCAGGAGCAACUCCAGCCUCCUGCAGAGCCAGCAGCGCCAGCUGCUGGAGUCGGUGCAGCGCCUGGUGCACGCGGUGGCCCAGGGCCCGGCCUCCAUGAGGGCAGCUAAGCAGGUGUUCCGGGACUGUGCAGAGAUCCAGCGCUCCGGGGCCAAUGCCAGUGGCGUCUACACCAUCCAUGUGGCCAAUAUGACAGAGCCCAGGAAGGUUUUCUGUGACCUGGAUGCCAUCGGAGGUGGAUGGACCCUCAUCCAGCGCCGUUUCAAUGGCAGCGUGAAUUUUCAGCGGAACUGGAAAGAUUAUAAACAGGGCUUCGGUAACCCGGCUGGGGAGCACUGGCUGGGCAACGAGGUGGUGCACCAGCUCACCAGCAAGAGAGCCUACUCUCUGCGUGUGGAGCUGCAAGACUGGGAAGGCAAAGAGGCCCAUGCCCAGUAUGAGCUUUUCCAGCUGGGCAGCGAGGGGCAGUUGUACAGGCUUGCUCUGAGAGGGUACAGCGGCUCGGCGGGGCGUCAGAGUGGCCUGAUCCUGCAGGGCACCAACUUCAGCACCCGCGACGCAGACAAUGACAACUGCCACUGCAAGUGCGCCCAGAUGCUGUCUGGAGGGUGGUGGUUUGAUGCCUGCGGCCUCUCAAACCUCAACGGCAUCUACUACCAAGCUGGCCAGCAUCUGCGCAAGGUCAACGGCAUCCGCUGGCACUACUUCCAGGGACCCGCCUACUCUCUGCGUGCCACUCGCAUGAUGAUGCGUCCCCUUGGCAUCUAACAGCAGCCACGCAUGGAGGCUGGACCUACAGAGGAGACAGGACUUAGUAUUCCCUGGACAAGCUGGACCCAAACACAGGACACAGCGCCAGGGCCUGGGCCUGGACACCUGGAUCUCCUGAGCCAGCCCUCCUUGCCCCAGGAGUUCCCAAGAGUCAGCUGCCUCCCUGGCACCCUCAAGUUGUGACAUGGUGGGCAUUUGGGGCUUCCUGUCUCUGCAGAACCCCUCUUUCCUCUUCCCUCCAGUCUUUGGCAGGGGCCCCUGCCAGCUUGAGGGUCAAAAUACCCUGAAUGAGCUGAGAGCAGACAACUUGGCUCCUCAAAAGAAUACUUGUCUAGUGGUAGCAUUUCAGGCAGGUGGGGAGGUAUUUGCAGGCAGGAAACUGCUCAGAUGGAGACCCAUAUUCUGUCCCCAGGGUUGGUGGGAAGGCCAUCGCCUGUUCCAAGCUUUCUCAGCCUUGAGAUGUCCUUGAACUCUCUGUUCAAGUCUUAAGGGGCUGCAUCUAUCCCAUAAUAGGAAUCAUUAUUUCCAUCCCACACUGUCCACCACUCCUAGGCCCCAGCAUCUGGAGCUCAGCCUUGGUCUCUCAGGGGCUCCAGGAGAUCUAAGAGAGAUUUUCUUUACCCCCAGCCUGUCCCAGAAUGUCCACAGAGAAUAACUCAGACUCCGAUCUCAAAGUACCAAUGGUCAGGUGAGAAAAAGAAGCACCAGGUUAAAUCAAUGUCAACAGGCAUUCUUAGCUGCAGGACUUGCCAGAGCCUUUAAUGUGAUCAUGUACUUUGUGACUGCCCAUGAAGGGGCUACAGUGGGCAGCUUUCUCCAAAUUUACUUAUUUGAAAAUGGGCCCUGUAGAUUCCAGAGCAUCUCUCUGGGCUGUGGAUGCCCUUGGAGAAAGCUUGUCCUCGGUGUCAUGAGGACCCCAGGGCACUAUCCCGCAACCCCAGCAACUCAUCCAUUCUGGCUACAAAAGCCACAGUGAAGGUCUCAAACAGUCUCCAACCACAACUGGAAAGGAACUUUGGGUUAAAAGAGACACACACCAUCCCUGAAGAAGGGUCUAGAACUAAGUUUCCCGUCUGCUCUGAGCAAGUGUUCUCCAAGGUUCCUUCUGGCCCCAGGAAGCCAGCUCUCUGCCUAGGGCUUCCCUCAGCACUCCCUGUAAGCCCAUCUAACCCUGGCUCAAGUACAGGCACUGCCAGGAACUGUCCACACUGCCUUGGGCAGGACAUCAGUCUCCAGGUCCAGAUCCUCCCAGGUCUAAGCCAGAACCCCUAGCCCUCUCCUCCUGCCCCAUCCAACAUGAUGUUACAGCUGAGGUCCUGGGAGACCAGGGGCUCCUCAUGAGCUUCUUUCAGAAAACAAGGUCAGAGAGGGACCACAGCCACUCUGCCACCACCCCAAUCACAUGUCACCUUCUUCAGUCCCAAUGAGGCCUACUGUGUACACUGUGGUACCAUGGGCAGGACUUGGAGUCGGACAGACCUGCUCCAGUUCUUUGGACUUGAGGCCCAUGGCUCAGCCUCUCAAGACCUCAGUUGUCUUGUCUGUGAAAUGGAGGUGAUGACACUCACUCCUCUCUGGGCUGUGGCAAGGAGAUGAGACCAUGUAUAUCAACCUCUGAACAAAGCCUGGCAUGAAGCAGGUGCCUAAUAAAUAUUAUUUCCCAAAAGGUGAA
Messenger RNA from Miniopterus natalensis, 3273 nucleotides. RefSeq names its product angiopoietin 4 (gene ANGPT4). Gene Ontology annotation, biological process: blood coagulation. The record is from RefSeq and is a predicted model, not a curated record. NCBI's taxonomy places the organism in Eukaryota, Metazoa, Chordata, Mammalia, Chiroptera, Miniopteridae.